UAACAGCCUACACGUAGAUAAGUGAGCGAGAGCGCGGAGCGGAGAAGCGCCUGGCAGACCGGAGCUCAGCGCGAGGCAGCCAAACCGCUGUCUGUCAUUAGCUGAGAGCGUGACAGAGGAGAGAGACAGAGAGAGAGACAGAGAGAGAGAGACAGAGAGACAGAGAGAGAGAGAGAGAGAGAGAGAGAGGAGGAGUGAACGGUCCCGGUUCUAACAGUCACUCCGGCCUGAGGAGAGAAGAAGAAGAGACCACCGGACCCCGAAAGAGAGAGAGAGAGAGAGAGAGAGAGAGAGAGAGAGAGAGAGAGAGAGAGAGAGAGAGAGAGAGUGAGAGAGAGAGAGGGUGGGAGACUGACAGGCGUUACAGAAAGUAGAUGAACCGAAGCGUCGACAUGAGCGGUCAGUUUGAGGAAGAUAUCCACGACCGGGGCGAGAGGAAGAGCAGUAAAUCCCCGACGCUGCUCUCCUCUUACUGCAUAGACAGCAUUCUGGGCCGCAGGAGUCCUUGUAAGGUCAGACUGAUAGGGGCGCAAAGUUUGACUGGUCUGCCCGGCAGAGGGGAGCUCGACAAGACGGCUGACAGGCCAACGAAGGACACCCUUUCUCUCAGCACUGACAUGCACCUGCCACCCAAGCUCCGCCGGCUGUACGGAGCCGGGGGGAAGUACCUCCACGACCACGCAGAGACGCUGGACAGGGAGCGGCUCCUUCUGGAGCAAGCCAGCGACAGCCUCAAAAUCAGCCAGGCGCCGCCGGUGAGCAUCAGUCGCAGCAAGUCCUACCGGGAGAACGCGUCGCUAAGCCGCGGAGAGGGCGACCAGAGCCCCGGGGAGGGCUCGGAGGACGGCAGCCUGGGACUGGUCGAGCUCGACCCGUUGAAAUUCGAGGAGGACGCAGGGAAGGAGGAGGAGAGCUGCGGGGACGCUGCCGCUCUGUCCCCGAAGGACGAGGAGAGAGAGAGCUUGAACGCCGGGGAUGGGGACGUGAGGGACGGGGAGGACAGCGUGUGUCUGUCGGCGGGCAGUGACUCGGAGGAAGGGAUGCUGAAACGGAAGCAGAGAAGAUACAGGACUACCUUCACCAGUUACCAGCUGGAGGAGCUGGAGAGGGCUUUCCAGAAGACACACUACCCAGACGUCUUCACCAGAGAAGAGCUGGCAAUGCGUCUGGAUCUUACCGAGGCCCGUGUUCAAGUGUGGUUUCAGAACCGCAGGGCCAAGUGGAGGAAGCGCGAGAAGGCCGGGGUGCAGGCCCACCCGUCAGGCCUGCCGUUCCCCGGCCCCCUGGCAGCGGGCCACCCUCUCAGUCACUACCUGGAGGGGGGGCACUUCCCUCCUCACCACCAUCCUGCCCUUGAGUCUGCCUGGACAGCUGCUGCAGCUGCAGCCGCUGCCUUCCCGGGCCUGGCCCCACCACCCCACAACGGCGCUGCUCCACCAUUGGCCACCCCACUCGGCCUGGGCACUUUCCUGGGCACGGCUGCCAUGUUUCGCCACCCUGCCUUCAUUGGACCCACUUUUGGCAGACUCUUCUCCAGUAUGGGUCCCCUGUCCAGUGCUUCCACCGCUGCAGCUCUCCUCCGUCAGCCCGCCCCUCCUGUAGAGAACCCCUCCCACGCGGGCUCCAUCCUCCCUGACCCUUCCUCCUCUUCCUCCGUCCCUUCUUCCGCAGCCGCAGCAGACCGCAGGGCCUCCAGUAUUGCCGCGCUGCGCCUCAAGGCCAAGGAACACUCGGCUCAGCUUACCCAGCUUAACAUCCUGCCCAGCGGAGCCGCAGGGAAGGAGGUGUGCUGAACACUCAACACCAGCUCUAGGCCUCCCUGUCCCGGGCUUACUUCCCAUUCCAUGACACCCCCGUUCCCCUCCAAAAACCCAUUCAUACCUCUGGAGGAUGAUGUCCUGAUGUCCCCUUGUUCAACCAUCACUGUUACAUCAUGUUUCCCCAACAAAAUAGCACGACCAAAUUCAAAAGAGCACUGGCUAAAAAAAAAAAAAAAAAAGAUUUUGUGUGUGUGUGUGUGUGUGUGUGUGUCUGGUAAUUACAUCUAUUGUAACAUUGUUUUACACUCCAUACACACACCUUUCUGAAUGACAGUCCAGUAACUUAAAUACUAUCCAAGUUUUUCACUAUAAUGCAAUAUUUUACGACACAGCAUGUCUAUAGCUUUUUAAGAUGCUGUGUUAUGUGCAGACACAACAAAAUACACAGUGCCAGUGGAUGAAUGUAACAAAGUACAAUUAUUAAAAGUACUGUACUUAAGUACAAGUUUGAGGUAGCUGUACUUUAGUAUUUCCAUUUGAAUACUUUAUACUUCACUACAUUUUAGAUGAAAAGAUUGUACUUUUUACUCUACACUAUAUUUAGGAUUUUACAUACAAAACAAAAAUAAGAACUAUAUUGGACUACCCAACAGUGUGUGAAAAAAAGUUGAUUUAUUUGACUAACUUCAACUGUGACAUCCUACUUAAACAUUAACGCAUUAGUUAUAAUAAUUCAGUAAUAUCAUACAUAGCAGUAUCACCCACAGGGGCCAUUUUUCUGCAUUGAGUACUUUUACUUUUGAUACUUGAAGUACUUCUUGCUUAUCAAGUAACAGGACUUUUACUUGUAACAGAGUAUGGUUUGGCUAGUUCUACUUAAGUAUAGGAUCUGUCAUGACACACGCAUGCACGCACACACACACACACACACACACACACACACACACACACACACACACACACACACACA
Perca fluviatilis (European perch) is the source of this 2730-nucleotide messenger RNA. RefSeq names its product aristaless related homeobox a (gene arxa). Lineage: Eukaryota; Metazoa; Chordata; Actinopteri; Perciformes; Percidae. Gene Ontology annotation, biological process: regulation of transcription by RNA polymerase II. The record is from RefSeq and is a predicted model, not a curated record. Gene Ontology annotation, molecular function: RNA polymerase II transcription regulatory region sequence-specific DNA binding; DNA-binding transcription factor activity, RNA polymerase II-specific. The transcript is spliced from 5 exons. Bases 375 to 1793 code for a protein of 472 amino acids.